AUGGAAGCCCGUUGGGGUUCCAACUUUCGGUCAACAGUACCGGGAGACAAUAUAGCAAUAGCACAUGCAACAUGUGAAUUAGGAUGGUCGCAAAUGAUACACGCAGAAAUAAUUUCUGUUACAAGUGCUAUGAGGAAAAAUUCUCGUUGGUCUGGUAUGAGUGUUAGUGGUUUGAACAUGGGUGGUUUAGGCAUGAGUAUGGGCUUGAGAGGCAGAAGCUCUGUGGCAGAAAUUGGUUAUCGAAACCAGGAAAGCCCAUUGUUGUCCGGGUUUGCAACUCUUAGAUCGCAGUUGUCAAGUAUUUCAAAGGAGACUGGAAUUGAUGCCUUGAUACUAUUGGAGCCAUUUUUGGAGGUUAUUCGAUCAGGAGAUACGAAUGGUCCAAUAACAGCAUCCGCUCUUGGCAGCGUGGAAAAAUUUUUGACGUAUGGGAUACUUAAUAUUAAUUCACCAAAUUUGCCAAUCGCAAUGUCAAUGCUUUCGUCAGCAGCAACACAUUGUAAAUUUGAAGCUAGUGAUUCUGUUUCUGAUGAAUUUGUGCUUUUAAAAAUCUUGCAAGUUUUACGAUUAGCUUUGACUUGUGAAGUGGGACGCGUUCUUAGUGAUGAGGCACUUUGUGAAAUGAUGGAAACUGGAUUAAGCAUGUGUUGUCAAAUGCGGCUUAGUGAGAUGUUACGUCGAUCUGCAGAACAUACAAUGAUAGUAAUGGUGCAAACCAUGUUUGAAAGGCUUAAAUCAUUGGAGGAAGAACCUGCAACAUGGCUACCUCAGGAUGAAGGAGAAGGUGACAAUGGGUCCUUUCAAGAAUCUCAAGUGCGAAUGGCGCCACCUGAUCCGAAACUACCACGCCUACCUCUUUCAUCAGAAUAUGAUAAUUUGGCACAGAAUAAUAAUACUACUACACUUGCUUCUCAAAAAAAUGAAAUUGUAAAAGAAUUAUCUCUGGAUGAUGCAAAUGAUGACUUAAUUAAAUUGGAUGAAAACGGGGAGGAAGUUCAUAAUGAGGUUAUUCCAGAUCAGGGACAAGACACUGAAACCACUAAACUGAAUGAUGAAGUCCAAGAUAACGAUGAAAAGGAUUCAGAACCAAAACCCUCCGGACUGCCCUCAAUACGGGAGUUGCUUCGUGUUCUUAUAUCUUUAUUAAAUCCUCAUGAUCAUCAGCAUACCGAUACUAUGCGAUUAAUGGCUCUCAGCAUUUUAAACGUUGCGUUUGAAGUUGGUGGUCGCACGAUAGGACGGUUCGAACCUUUGCGCGCCCUUGCGGUUGAUGAGUUGUGCAAGUACCUAUUUCAACUUGCAAGAACGGACAAUAUGUUACUUUUAUCACUCACUCUACGCGUGAUAUCGACUGUUUUUGGAACUCUUCGUCCAUAUCUUAAAUUACAAAAAGAACUUUAUUUGUCGUUUCUCAUUGAGCGUCUUACACCACCUGCAAGUAGUGUGAGAUCUCUAGCACUUGAUGCUGAGUUUUCAAACACAAGCACGAAUGAUUCUCCACUGCAAUCUGGGACUUCUACUCCUAGUACUAAUCGCGAACGCAAUUUACGUGCUAGUAGUGAAACAGCAACUGCGACAGGCGAAGUGCGCGAGCUUUUGCUGGAAUCACUCGGACAAUUUGCCCGGGAGCCUUCAUUUAUGGCAGAUCUAUGGGUUAACUACGAUUGUGAUAUAGAUUGCGGAGAUUUAUUUGAAGAAGUUGUCAAAUUUUUGAGCAAGAACUCGUUUCCGGAAUCUACAGGAUAUUCCGUUAGUAAUUCACAUGUUAUUUGUUUGGAUGCUUUGUUGAUGUACAUAAACUAUAUGGUAGAUAGAUUGCAAACAGAGAAAGGCAGAGAUCGCCGUUCGACUUGUGGAUUGGCUUGGGAUAAAAUGUCAGCAACUGAAUAUAAUGCUGGAUUAAGGCCAAUUUCAUAUCCAUCUGCAUCAGACCUUUUGCUACUAAAACAGCAAAAGCAAAUAUUAAGAGAAGGGGCAGCAAGAUUUAACGAAAAUCCAAAAACUGGGAUUGAGUUUCUUCAAGCAAAUGGGAUAAUAUAUAAUGAUCCCGCUAUUGACAAAAACACUAGUCUCGCGCUUUUUUUAAAAUCAACUCCUCGUUUAAAUAAAAAACUUUUGGGUGAUUUUCUGUCGAAACCAUCAAACAUUGAUGUACUUAAGGCAUUUGUAAAACUUUUUGAUUUUGAAGGAAAACGAAUAGAUGAAGCUAUGAGAGAGAUGUUGGAGUCUUUUCGAUUACCUGGUGAAGCGCAACAGAUUGAACGAAUAAUGGAGACGUUUGCCGAAACAUAUUUUGCCUCUGGGCCACAGGAAAUUGCGACACAAGACGCCACAUUUGUUUUAUCUUACUCAGUUAUAAUGUUAAAUACAGAUUUACAUAAUCCUCAAGUUAGGCGACGUAUGUCGAUCGAAGAUUAUAUGAAAAAUCUCAGAAACGUUAAUAAUGGCCAAAAUUUCUCACCUGAAUAUCUACAUGCUAUUUAUGAUGCCAUCCGAAAAAGAGAAAUCAUCAUGCCCGAAGAGCAUGAGGGGCAACUUGGAUUUAACUAUGCAUGGAAAGAACUUCUGCGCAGAGCAGAAAAUACUGGACCAUUGAUAAUAUGUGAUACCUCCUUAUAUGACAAGGACAUGUUUACAGCAGUGUGGAAACCUACAGUCGCAGCAAUUUCGUAUGCAUUUAGCACUGCACCGAACGAUGCUACUCUGCAAAAAGCCAUUACUGGAUUUCAUCAGUGUGCAUUAUUAUCUGCACAAUAUAAGUUAUAUGACGUUUUCGACUAUAUAAUUAUGUCUCUAUCUAAAAUGACUGGACUGCUAGGAGCUCAUUAUUCUAAUGAGACUGCUAACAAUCCAUUAGUAAAAACUGGAAAUACAGAAAUUACAGUUAGUGAUCUUUCCAUACAAUUUGGAAGAAAUUACAAAGGGCAAUUGGCUGCUGUAGUUUUAUUUGCAGUUGCUAAUGAGCAUGGUAAUAUACUCAGAGAAGGUUGGAAAUAUAUCUUAGAAAUUAUUAAAAACCUUUUUGUCAAUUCUUUGCUACCUGCUUCUAUGUCACAAGUGGAAGAUUUUCUAGCCGGAACUACUACUAUUCCAUUAAAACCAAAAACUGCACCCCAUUCCAAACAAGAAAGACCUCGUGACAAUUCGCUCUUAUCUGCAUUAUCGUCUUAUCUAUUAUCGCCCUAUUCAGGGAAUUAUGAAUCUUCACGUAGUGACCCUACGGAUGAAGAAAUAGAAUGUAGUAUGUGUACAGUAGACUGUGUUUCUGUAUGCCGUUUAGAAGAGCUUUUCGCUGAUAUAAGGUUAUUGGAGCAACCUUCACUUGAAUACCUCAUGAAAGCUCUCAAAUUUAUUGCAGACGGUAAUACUGCUACUAAAAUUGGUGACACGAAGAUUGGAUAUCCUUCCUCAUCUCCAGCACCCAGUCCAACUACAUCGCAACCUCCUUUACGUGGUAGCUCAUAUGAUCCAGCUGCAGUGUUUUUCCUAGAACUAAUGAUCAAUGUCACUUUACAAAAUCGGGAUCGGAUCCAGCAUUUAUGGCCCAUACUUUUUGAACAUAUAACUGAUAUUCUUAGAGAAUCUCAGAACAACAGUAUUUUACUGGUAGAACGGACUGUAGUGGCAUUAUUGAGAUUGUGUAUUCGGUUAACGCAUAAGGAUGAGAUGGUUUCUGAUAUACUUCAAACUUUAGAGCUUUUAGGAGCUUUACCACUUGAUGUAGUUAAUUCUGUUGGCGAACAAAUGAUGGCUGGUAUUUUAAAUCUUAUAAAAUCAGAUGCCGCCUAUAUCAGGGGAAAGCGACCUUGGAAAACAGUUUUUACGCUUCUUCACGCAACUUCAACACAUCCACAAGCAUCUAAAUAUUCUUUUGACGCAAUUUCUUCAUUAGUUCGGGAAAACAAAAAUAUCAAUAGUGAUAAUUUUAAUGAAUGCGUCGAACUGUUGGCCGAAUUUGCAUCUGCUGCAUCAUCUGCAUUAGAACAGGAUUCACAUCAUGAGUCUUAUCUGCGAACACCAAGAACUCGCAUAUCUAAAACGGCGCGAAAAGCUGUCGAGUUGUUAUACAUUUUGUAUAAUCAGAUACCGAAAUUGCUGGUGGAAUCAGAAACACCCCCACGAGAAGCUUGGUCAACUUAUUGGCUUCCAAUUCUUACCGGUCUUAGUCAGCAGUGUUAUAAUCCAUGCCGUGAAGUUAGGCAAUGCGCCAUCUCGUAUCUUCAACGAUCGUUACUUGAUCCAGAGCUUGUAUCACAUGGUGUUACAGAAUGGGUUGUCAUCUUCGAUGUAGUACUGUUCCCAUUACUUGACCAAUUACUCAAACCGGAGAUUUUUCAAGCUGACCCUACUAAUAUGGAAGAAACUAGAAUACGUGCUUCUGCAUUAAUAUGUAAAAUAUUUUUGCAUUAUUUAAAUAGACUGUCGGAAUGGGGUGGAUUAACUUCGUUGUGGUCGCAGAUUUUAGACGUAAUGGAACGUUACAUGACAACUGGGCAUAAUGAAUCCUUGUUUGUAGUGGUUAGGACUGAGACGCAAAAGUGCAUUUAUAGAGGGUAUGCACUUAUAAAGUGUGCACUUAGGGAGCGUGAAGCGGUUCCUGAAUCACUUAAAAAUAUGUUACUGGUGAUGUCAACAUCAGGUGUUUUUAAUCCACCAGGAACAACUCAAAGCGGUGGUGGCAAAUUACAAAUUGAAUUAUGGGAUAUUACUUGGAUUAAAAUAAACAAAUUUUUGCCAAAACUCAAAGAUGAGCUUUUUCCAGAAGUCCCACCUGACACAGAGUCAUCACUUAUAUUAGACACUCAAUUAACAUCUAUAGAUGUUUCGGAAACGAACAAUUCUAAUAUCAAUGUAGAAAAUAAUGACUGUCUCACUAGUCAAGAACAAAGUACGUCUGUCAAGACACAAGAAAUUGUACAAAUCGAAAAUAUUUAG
Messenger RNA from Cetraspora pellucida, 4935 nucleotides. The record is from the annotation of a GenBank genome assembly. NCBI's taxonomy places the organism in Eukaryota, Fungi, Glomeromycota, Glomeromycetes, Diversisporales, Gigasporaceae.